Messenger RNA from Telopea speciosissima, 4999 nucleotides. Its product is annotated as lysine-specific histone demethylase 1 homolog 3-like. Bases 66 to 4619 code for a protein of 1517 amino acids. Gene Ontology annotation, molecular function: protein binding; oxidoreductase activity. The transcript has 9 exons. Lineage: Eukaryota; Viridiplantae; Streptophyta; Magnoliopsida; Proteales; Proteaceae. The record is from RefSeq and is a predicted model, not a curated record.
UUGGUCAAUUUCCUGAUGGAUUUGCCCUAGAUAUUUCUGCGGACUACCACCAUGAUUCAAUCUCUAUGCGCACAGAAGAAACCUCUGCACCUGAUUGUGGGUUAUGUCCAGUUUCUCUUAUUUCUGAUAUUAGAAAAUCCGUUUUUUCACUUGCUGUGAAUCAGGUGGAAGCACCAAAAUCUGUUAAUGCUCCCAGUUCAUUCUCUGAUGAGCCUAUGAUUGGUUCUGAUACCUAUUUUCAGAAGCACAAUCAACCUUCUGAUGAUGCCUUGAAAGCGAUAAAUAUUCCAAAUUAUGAUUCUGUCUAUGAAAAGGAAGAAGCCAAGGGAACUUGUUUUCCAUCCCUACCUAUGCAUCCAGAAGAAAUAUGUCCAGAAGAUGCAGAAGUGACACCUGAUCCUGAAAACAAGGAUAAGAAACUUUCAGUGAUGCAGCGCACCAUGCGCAAGAUUAAAAAGCCUAGGCAUGGGGAUAUGGCUUAUGAAGGGGAUAAUGAUUGGGGGGUUCUUAUGCAUGGGCAAGGUUUUAUGGAAAAUAAUUGUAUCCUGGAUGGAGAUCGGCCUUCUAGGAUCAAAGACAAGUCCAGAUCACCUUCAUUUAUGGUUUCGGAGGUUGACAAUGGCAUGGUAGCAGUGGCAGCUGGGUUGAAAGCUCAUGCAGCUGGUCCAGUUGAGAAAAUUAAACUCAGGGAGGUCCUAAAACGCAGAGGUGGGCUCCAAGAGUACCUGGAUUGCAGGAAUCUAAUCUUAGGCCUUUGGAGUAAAGAUAUGAGUCGCAUUUUACCUCUUGUAGAAUGUGGAGUUACUGAUGUUCCUUCUGAGGAUGAGACGCCACGUGCCUCCCUUAUUAGGCAAAUAUAUUCAUUUCUGGACCAGUGUGGUUAUAUCAAUGUAGGAAUAGCUUGUGAAAAGGAUAAAGCAGAACCUCAUGCUAAGGCACAUUAUAAACUUUCAGAGGAAAAGAUACAAAAUGAAAGGCUUGGGGCCGGCGUUGCUGAUUCGGAGGAUGGAGUGGCCUUCAUUCUUGGUCAGCUUAAGUGUUCUGAAAAUCUUAGGGAGAUGAAAAACUAUGUGUUAUUUGACGAUGCAAAACUGAUCUCAGAAGCCACCGAAGAUGGAAAACUACAAGUGUUGGGACCUGAGUUAUCCACUCUGGAGUCAGAAGAGCGCCAGGUUGAUAACGGCAAUGCCAAUGGUUUUGUGGAUGCUUUGAGCAUUGUUCCAUUUAGUGAUAUACUGGAUGGUGGACCAGAUUCAAUUUUAGCUACAGAGCAUAUAAGAGACUCAAGUGGGGUUAAAUCUGCUGUAAUCCACCCUGUAGAAGGAAAUGAUAGUAUGCAAUGUGAUUCAGAAAUUCGCAAGAGAAUUCUUGUUGUAGGAGCUGGCCCUGCUGGCUUGACUGCAGCUCGCCAUUUGCAGCGCCAAGGCUUCUCUGUUACAGUGCUUGAGGCUAGAAAUAGGAUGGGGGGUCGUGUUUAUACAGAUCGCUCAUCUCUUUCUGUCCCUGUGGAUCUUGGGGCAAGCAUUAUUACUGGUGUCGAGGCUGAUGUGGCGACUGAAAGAAGACCAGAUCCAUCCUCCUUGGUCUGUGCUCAGUUGGGCCUUGAGUUGACUGUAAUGAACAGCAACUGCCCAAUUUAUGACAUUGUAACAGGCCAGAAAGUUCCCGCAGAUUUGGAUGAUGCUCUUGAAGCAGAGUUUAACAGCCUUGUUGAAGAUGACAUGUUGGUUCUUGUUGCUCAGAAGGGCGAACUUGCAAUGAGAAUGUCACUUGAGGAUGGGUUGGAAUAUGCUCUAAAGACGCGCCGUAUGAUUCGAUCAGUAGUUUCAGAUGCUGAAAAUUUUGAAUUGCAUACUUCAGUAAAUGCUUCCACUGAAACUGGAACAUAUUCUCUCACUAAUGAACACCUGGAUAAAACCAAGUCUAAAGAUGAGAUUUUAAAUCCUCUUGAAAGGAGAGUAAUGGAUUGGCAUUUCGCCCACUUGGAGUAUGGUUGUGCUACUUUGCUCAAGGCAGUGUCUCUUCCUUACUGGAAUCAGGAUGACAUUUAUGGAGGAUUUGGAGGGGCCCAUUGUAUGAUCAAAGGGGGUUACAGCACUGUCAUUGAAUCUUUAGGAAAAGGGCACAAUGUUCUCUUUAAUCAUGCGGUGACGGCAAUCUUUUAUUGCACAGGGGACUCUAGAGAAAAUAGUGAAAAUUUGAGCAAAGUCAAAGUAUCCACAUCAAAUGGUGGUGAGUUUGUCGGAGAUGCGGUUUUGAUCACCGUGCCUUUGGGGUGCUUAAAAGCAAAUACCAUAAAAUUUUCUCCACCCCUACCAGAUUGGAAAGAGUCUUCUAUCCAACGGCUUGGCUUUGGUAUUCUUAAUAAAGUGGUCUUAGAAUUUCCAGAAGUCUUUUGGGAUGAUACUGUUGAUUACUUUGGAGCAACUGCUGAGGAAACAGAUCGACGGGGCCAGUACUUUAUGUUCUGGAAUGUGAAGAAGACUGUGGGAGCUCCUGUUCUGAUAGCCCUUGUGGUUGGUAAGGCAGCAUUGGAUGGUCAAAAUUUGAGCUCAUCCUAUUAUGUGAAUCAUGCUGUAAUGGUUCUUCGUAAACUUUUUGGGGAGGUCUCAGUACCUGACCCAGUUGCAUCAGUAGUAACAAAUUGGGGCAAGGAUCCUUUUAGCCGGGGUGCUUACUCCUAUGUUGCUGUUGGAUCAUCAGGGGAGGACUAUGACAUCUUGGGUAGGCCUGUUGAGAACCGUUUAUUUUUUGCUGGUGAAGCUACCUGCAAGGAAUAUCCAGACACUGUAGGUGGUGCGAUGAUGAGCGGGCUACGAGAGGCUGUACGGAUAAUUGACAUCUUGAGUACUGGAAAUGAUUACACAGCAGAAGUGGAAGCAAUGGAAGCUGCACUGAGACAGUCAGACGGUGAAACAAAUGAAGUUCGAGACAUGUUGAAGAGAAUUGAUGCGGUUCAACACUCUGGUGUCCUAUACAAGAACCCAUUGGCUGAAGUACAGAUGUUGACCAAGGAGGCUUUGCUAAAGGAUAUGUUCUCUAAUGCUAAGACUGCUGCAGGACGUUUACACUUAGCUAAGGAGUUGCUGAAUCUUCCUGUUGAAGUUCUGAAAUCCGUUGCUGGGACUAGAGAAGGCCUUAGCACACUCAACUCAUGGAUACUGGAUUCAAUGGGAAAAGCUGGGACUCAACUGCUGCGACAUUGUGUUCGCUUGCUUGUGCUUGUGUCAACUGAUCUACUUGCUGUACGUUUAUCAGGUAUCGGAAGGACAGUGAAGGAGAAAGUCUGUGUACAUACGAGCCGUGACAUUCGUGCUGUGGCAAGCCAGUUGGUCAGCAUGUGGAUUGAAGUGUUCCGCAAGGAAAAGGCUUCUAAUGGUGGACUGAAAUUACUAAGGCAAGCAACUGCUUUGGAUUCAUCAAAGACAAAGUCGUCAAAAUAUUUAAGUUCAGGAAAACCACCUUUACGCACUACUCAUGGCACACCUGAUAAUAAAGGUGCCAUGCAGGUUCCUUCAGCAGGAGGAAGUCAUUCUCCUUCCAAUGUAAAUAACAAAAACAAUAAGAAGCCGAGCUGCAAAUCGUCCAAAUUGGAAACAGUUACUGACUCAAAAUCAGAGGUUUCAUCACGAUCAGAAGAUGUUGUACAGGGGUUAGAUUUUAAGGUUGAUGACAGCAGUGCUGCCAUGUCUGAAGAAGAAGCGGCUGCCUUUGCUGCUGCUGAAGCUGCUCGUGCUGCUGCUCUUGCAGCUGCAGAGGCAUAUGCAUCUUCAGAAGCAGAAUGCUGUAGAUUACGUGAGCUUCCGAAGAUACCAUCAUUUCACAAAUAUGCCAGACGAGAACAAUAUGAUGCCCAGAUGGAUGACUCAGAUCUUCAGAGAAAAAAGUGGUCUGGGGAUGUUUUGGUAAGGCAAGAUUGUAUAUCAGAAAUAGACUCUAAGAAUUGCAAAGUUAGGAACUGGUCUGUAGAUUUCUCUGCCACCUGUGCCAACCUUGACAGUACGAAAAUGUCGGUUGACGACUAUUCUCAAAGGAGCUUCUCAAAUGACGUUGCAUACCAGCUGAAUCUCAGAGAGCAUUCAGGGGAAAGUGUAGCCGUUGAUAGUAGCUUUUCAAAAGCAUGGGUUGACACUGCCGGGAGUGGAGGGGUGAAGGACUAUCAUGCCAUUGAGAGGUGGCAGUCCCAAGCAGAAGCUGCUGAUUCCGAUUUCUAUCAUUCAACUGGACACAUAAGGGAUAAAGAGGACUCAAACACAGUGAUGAAACUACACUCUGGAAAGCAUGAGAGACGGGAAGAAGAAAGCUCUGCUUCACAACUCUCUGAAAGCAAGUUGUUGGGGAAAAAUCAGCGAAGAGGAGUGGAGUGUAUUAAACAGGCUGUUGUCGAUUACGUGGCAUCAUUGCUCAUGCCUCUCUAUACAGCAAGGAAGAUUGAUAAGGAAGCUUACAAGUCAAUAAUGAAGAAAAGUGCAACUAAGGUUAUGGAGCAGACUACAGAUGCAGAGAAAGCAAUGUCUGUUUCUGAGUUUCUUGACUUGAAGAGGAGGAAUAAGAUUCGUUCCUUUGUGGACAAGUUGAUUGAGAAGCAUAUGGCGAUGAACUCAGUUGCGAAAUUAUGAGUCUCAGGACAAAUGGGAUGGCCAUGUUUUAAUGGGCACCUUUUUUUGUAAUACAUGGAGGUGUGCCCUCAGUACCUUCUCAACCCAAAAGCGGUGUUUGUUGGAGGUGGUGGGGCACUAGAUUGCAACUGCAGACAGACAUCCCCUUAAAAGAUGUUUUAUAUAAUCUGCCCCUCGAAUAGUCAGUGAUCCAACAAGUUGAGAUGCAACUUGAAAAUGGGGAAAGAGCCAGUUUCUUUGAGAUCUUAUGCCCAUUCUUGCUUCAGUGGUGGGUCCUUUAAUGAUGUGUAGAACUUUGGCCCCGUGUAUAAAAUAAGGUGAAAGGCUGAGCGCUAGAGGCCUCCUGUGUUUGGAGGUUCAUUGAUAUUCGGCUUGAAGGA